AUGCUGGGUGCUACCUAUGGCAAACCAGUGCAUCAUGGUGUCAACCAAAUCAAGUUCGCCCGCAGCCUGCAGUCCAUCGCUGAGGAGCGUGCUGGCCGUCACUGCGGUGCCCUGCGAGUGCUCAACUCCUACUGGGUGGGCGAGGACUCCACCUACAAGUUUUUCGAGGUGAUCCUGGUCGAUACCUUCCACAAGGCCAUCAGACGCAACCCAGACACCCAGUGGCUCACGAGAGCGGUGCACAAGCACAGAGAGAUGCGUGGCCUGACAUCGGCGGGUAAGAAGAGCCGCGGCCUGGGUAAGGGCCACAAGUUCCACCUGACCAUUGGAGGCUCCCGCCACGCAGCCUGGAAGAGGCGCAACACCCUGCAGCUGCACCGCUACCGUUAGAGCGUGCCAGGCGUGCCUGUACAUUUACAAAAAUAAACAGCUCUUUUUAUGGGUGA
Neolamprologus brichardi is the source of this 446-nucleotide messenger RNA. Lineage: Eukaryota; Metazoa; Chordata; Actinopteri; Cichliformes; Cichlidae. The record is from RefSeq and is a predicted model, not a curated record.